Messenger RNA from Vombatus ursinus (common wombat), 786 nucleotides. It is a transcript of the gene FAM78B, whose product is annotated as family with sequence similarity 78 member B. NCBI's taxonomy places the organism in Eukaryota, Metazoa, Chordata, Mammalia, Diprotodontia, Vombatidae. Bases 1 to 786 code for a protein of 261 amino acids. The record is from RefSeq and is a predicted model, not a curated record. The transcript is spliced from 2 exons.
AUGGGCUGUAUCCAGAGCAUCACCUGCAAGGCGCGGAUCCGGCGGGAGAACAUCGUGGUAUACGAUGUUUGCGCCACCAUCGACCAGUGCCCCACGCUCAUCGAGGAAAGCUCGCCCAUCGUCUUGCGGUACAAGACACCUUACUUCAAAGCCUCCGCCCGGGUGGUCAUGCCCCCCAUCCCCCGCAACGAGACCUGGGUAGUAGGCUGGAUUCAAGCCUGCAACCAGAUGGAGUUCUUCAACACGUACGGCGACCUGGGCAUGUCAAGCUGGGAACUGCCGGAUUUGAGGGAAGGGAGAGUAAAAGCCAUCAGUGACUCAGAUGGGGUGAGCUAUCCUUGGUAUGGGAAUACUACCGAAACUGUGACCCUGGUCGGCCCCACCAACAAGAUCUCCAGGUUCUCAGUUAGUAUGAAUGACAAUUUCUACCCCAGUGUAACGUGGGCUGUUCCUGUGAGUGACAGCAAUGUUCCACUGCUGACGAGGAUCAAGAGGGACCAAAGCUUUACCACCUGGCUAGUGGCCAUGAACACAACCACAAAAGAGAAGAUUAUCCUACAGACCAUCAAGUGGAGGAUGAGAGUGGACAUUGAGGUGGAUCCCCUGCAACUUCUGGGGCACCGAGCCCGGCUGGUGGGCAGGACUCAGCAGGAACAGCCUAAGAUCCUGAAUCGAAUGGAACCCAUCCCCCCCAAUGCACUAGUGAAGCCCAAUGCCAAUGAUGCCCAAGUCCUCAUGUGGAGACCGAAGCGAGGACAGCCUCUGGUUGUGAUUCCUCCUAAAUAG